AUGUCUCUGAUGAUGGAUUCGAGUGAGAAUCCGAAACGUCAGACAAAUAAAUUUCUUGUUCCAGUGAUCGCAUCUUCAUCUUCUGAACUGCUACCUGGGACUCGCCUGUUUGCUUCUAUCGGUGAUGCAUCAACCUCCACCCUCCUCAGUCACACCCCGCAACGCGCCGCAAAUCAGCGUGAAUGGGACCCAACUGCAAGUGGUGGAGAACUUCCCGUACCUGGGCAGUACCCUCUCCCGCAACACCAAGAUCGACGGCCACAUGCGCAUCCCCGACGACCUGCGGUAGACAACCUCCGGCUAUACCACACCACAACACCCUCCCUCCCUUCCUCCUCCACCACCACCACCACCACUACUACCACCACCACCACUGCCGCCACCACCACCACCACUGCCACCACCACCACUACCACCGCUACCACCACCACCACCACACAUAAAAACUCACACACCUCAUGCACUCAACUGUCACCUCCCACGCAAGUGGGAAGUGUGCAUCUCGACUCGGUCCCCAUGCGGCUUCGGCUGCACGGGUGA
Messenger RNA from Spirometra erinaceieuropaei, 540 nucleotides. NCBI's taxonomy places the organism in Eukaryota, Metazoa, Platyhelminthes, Cestoda, Diphyllobothriidea, Diphyllobothriidae. The record is from the annotation of a GenBank genome assembly.